This is a messenger RNA of Misgurnus anguillicaudatus (oriental weatherfish), 2503 nucleotides long. It is a transcript of the gene pax3b, whose product is annotated as paired box 3b. The record is from RefSeq and is a predicted model, not a curated record. Gene Ontology annotation, molecular function: RNA polymerase II cis-regulatory region sequence-specific DNA binding; DNA-binding transcription factor activity, RNA polymerase II-specific. NCBI's taxonomy places the organism in Eukaryota, Metazoa, Chordata, Actinopteri, Cypriniformes, Cobitidae. Gene Ontology annotation, biological process: anatomical structure development; regulation of transcription by RNA polymerase II.
ACUACGGCACUGCAAUAGUGUUUUUUAUACAACAUCCUACUUGAAUUCACUCUGUAACUAAGUGCUUUAACUUUUUCUCUUCUACACUUUUAACACGCAGAGUAAAUCACAUAUUUUACUCCCAAUGGUUUUACUUUGGCUAAGAACAUCCAUAACAGUUAUAAACAGACACGCGUCAAUCACGUUUAAUGUUAGAAAUAUCUUCAAGUCAGACUUGUGCAUCUCCGAAAACGUUUACUGCUUCAACCAAUCAUCGCUCGGUUUCGAGAAACUGUGGACCAACCAGAACGCGCCGUUCGCGUAAUAGACAAGGAGGUAUCUGCCACUUCAUACACGUCUCAGUAGUUUGAGAAGUCGCGCUCGUGCUUAACGAAGGUUAUUAACAAUAAUGAUGAUAAUUAUGACCACAUCCGUUCGACCGUAUAAUGUGAAUAACGACGGAAGACCACAGACGAGAUGAGAGACUAAAUUUGAUUUAUUUUUUAGCUCUAUUAUAUUCUCAUCGACUUUUUUCUUGACGGAUACAAACUCCAGCCUCGGAACUUACAUUUUGGAUUUUUUUUUGUUGAUCGUGUAAUAUUUCUAUGGUUUUAUAAAGCUGGUUGCUGGUUUGUGCACGUGUGUCGUUUUGUUCCAAGUCCCAGGAUGAUGCGUCCAUCUCUCCCUCACAACUUUCCUCACAGCGGCUUCCCAAUGGAGGUUUCCACUCCAAUUGGCCAGGGUCGAGUCAACCAGCUCGGAGGAGUUUUUAUUAAUGGUCGACCUUUACCGAAUCACAUUCGACACAAGAUAGUGGAGAUGGCCCAUCACGGGAUCCGACCGUGCAUGAUAUCCCGCCAGCUGAGAGUCUCUCACGGCUGCGUCUCUAAAAUUCUGUGCCGCUAUCAGGAGACCGGAUCCAUUCGCCCCGGAGCUGUCGGCGGGGGUAAAACCAAGACUUCAUUUCCAGUCGUGGAGAAACGCAUUGAGGAAUAUAAACGGGAAAAUCCAGGAAUAUUUAGUUGGGAAAUCCGGGAUAAAUUGCUUAAAGAAGGAAUCUGUAACCUGAACAACGUUCCCUCGGUGAGUUCAAUAAGCCGCAUUAUGAGAAGCAGAUAUGACACAAAAGUUGACGAUGAGGAUGAAGAUGAAGAGGACGUGGAAAAGCGCGAGCAGGAAGAACAUGCGCACAGAAGCGAACAUAGCAUCGAGGGGAUUCUGGCAGACAGAUCAAAUCUGUCUGGUGAAGGUUCAGACGUGGAGUCAGAGCCUGACCUGCCGCUAAGAAGAAAACAACGACGCAGUCGCACCACCUUCACUGUAGAGCAACUAGAGGAGCUGGAGAGAGCUUUUGAACGCACACACUACCCCGAUAUCUACACCAGAGAAGAGUUAGCACAGAGAGCCAAACUCACAGAGGCACGAGUGCAGGUGUGGUUCAGUAACAGGCGAGCUCGAUGGAGGAAACAAGUGGGAGCCAAUCAGUUAAUAGCAUACAAUCACCUGAUUCCUACUGGUUUUUCACACCCGGCAAUGUCAAAUCUGUCUCCAUAUCCGCUGUCAGAGAGUCCGUACACACCUGCUGGCCUUUCUCAAGAUUCAAGUACUGUUCACAGACCUCAGCCCCUCCCACCACCCUCAAACCACCAGAGUUCAGGAGGGGUGGGGCAAGAGGGCGGAGCUUCUUACUGUAUCUCCGGUCAUCAUGGUUAUGCAGGAUAUUCAGAGAGCUUUGGACCACAUAACAGGCCCACUAACUCAACCAUCAAUAAUGGAUUGUCUUCCCAGGUUAUGGGACUGUUAGCCUCAGCCGGAGUUCCUCACCAGACCCAGGCCGAGUACUCUCUGUCCUCUCUCGGCACUUUGGAGUCAGGCAGUUCCCCUAGCGCUCCCUGUGAACCUUUGUCUGGUCUACAAACUCUCGCUAACUUAUCCAGUACACAGUCUUAUGGUCCACCCUCCUUCUACAGCAUGGAGCAUAGCGCCCCCUACCAGUACACACAGUAUGGACAAAAUUCCUUUCAUUAUCUAAGACCUGAAAUCGCCUGAAAAGCUCACACAAGUUCAACUCUUCAAAAGUGCCGUCUGAUGUCCUGGAUGAAAGAGUCCAAGAUUAAGUUUUCCCACACUUUUAAUAAAAACAAAAAUGAACACAGGAGAAAACAAAUAAAUGCUGAUUUGAUAGUUAAAAAUAAAAAUCUUAUGCUACAAAAACCUUCACAUAAAUAUGCGGAGCUAUGGGAUGUCUUUAUAAAAUAGUCCCUUUUUAGACAAUACAACAUGAUAAACAGUAUCAAAACAAAAAUAACCAACAAGUUUAUAAAAUCCACAUUUUCCUUAAGUUUAAGUGCAAUAUAUAAGAUCAAGAAAUGCUUCAAAUGAAACAUUUACAGGCGUUUCAUCUUUAGUAUCAGCUGUCAUCCAAUGUUAAAGAACGAGAACAUUCAGAUGAUGCCAAACUGAGGUUGGGCUGGAUCCAUCGCUCUUGGCCCACAUGUUGUAAAUAAAAGACAAAUGUUUGUAA